AUGAAUCCCGUGAAAAGAAUUAUUGCCAUUUCGACAAGACAUCAAGGAAUGUCUGCUCCAUUCAAGAAUGAUGGAUUGCAGAAAAGCCCCAAUCAGAUUCCCUUCUAUGGUCUUGUGGCUGCUGCUUUGGCCGGUGGAGGAGCUCUGGCCUACUAUCGACCAUUCUCGCAUAAAGCUUCAUCAAAUGAAGGAAAACUCGAGAAGGCAAAGGAAGAAGGAGCAAAAGAACAAGGAAAAGAAGAGACAAAGGCACCGGGAAAGAAUCAAGCUAAUCCACAACAAGGACAAAAGGGAGGACCGGGAACGGCCACUCCAUCCAGUGGACAGGCACCUCGCUAC
Mesorhabditis belari is the source of this 339-nucleotide messenger RNA. NCBI's taxonomy places the organism in Eukaryota, Metazoa, Nematoda, Chromadorea, Rhabditida, Rhabditidae. The record is from the annotation of a GenBank genome assembly.